AUGAAGCGUCGGCCGAAGCGGCACUACCAAGCUAUGCGGAAGUCCAACACUGCGUCACCCAAAUCAAGCCCCAUCGCACGAACAAACAAAGUCAUACCGAGAAACGAGCGAGACGACAAUCGACACAUAUUCCCAUUCUUCGACUUGCCAGCAGAACUCCGCGACGAGAUCUACGACAACUGCACGUCCGACCACGAGACUAUCUUGUCUUCGCAUGUCAGGAUGAUCACGAAGCAGCUGGGAUACAAGCACCUCCUCCUGAUUUCUCGACAAUUCACCCACGAGCACCGCGCCCGUCUACCACGCAAGAAGACGGUCAUCCUCACCAAGAUGAAGCAGAACCUCGCCCUGGACCUCACCUCCUUCGCCAUCCCUAGUCAUCUCGCUCAGGCCAGCGAUAUCGAGAUAUAUAUGCUUGUCGAUACCACCAGCCCAGAGGCCGCCAUCGCUGACCUCACUGCGCAACAGCAGUCACUCUACAAAUUCUUUCCCCAGCUGCGACCUGAUCAGAGCCUCACGGUUCGCAUGAUCUUUGAUUGCACACUGGACAGCGAGUCGACCUGGCGGCGGCAUUGGGCUACGAUCUUCCAUAACUAUGCGGAGGAUAUGAAGCGUCGUGGUGUUACGAGGGAGCUCGUGAUUCAUGUUGAUCUUCUGAAGGGCGUGACGGUUGAGGAUCUGGCGCCGAUGUAUAGGUGGGUGUAUCCUCUGAAUAUCGUGGAGAUCUUGGUUCCGGAGGGUGGCGAGGCUGAGUAUGAGACGAGCGUGCAGUCGGCGUCGGAGGAUGUCGAGGAUCGGGUAGAGUGA
This is a messenger RNA of Fulvia fulva, 807 nucleotides long. RefSeq lists its product as uncharacterized. The coding region runs from base 1 to 807 and encodes 268 amino acids. The transcript has a single exon. Lineage: Eukaryota; Fungi; Ascomycota; Dothideomycetes; Mycosphaerellales; Mycosphaerellaceae. The record is from RefSeq and is a predicted model, not a curated record.